Molecule: messenger RNA, 726 nt
Organism: Ananas comosus (pineapple)
Lineage: Eukaryota; Viridiplantae; Streptophyta; Magnoliopsida; Poales; Bromeliaceae
Product: protein SPIRAL1-like 3
Exons: 3
Coding region: 124-423 (99 amino acids)
Biological process (GO): cortical microtubule organization
Cellular component (GO): cortical microtubule, transverse to long axis
Source: RefSeq, a predicted model, not a curated record
GGUUCCUUUCUUAAAAUAGCGUAGUACAUUGAUGAUCCCCCUUCACCAUUUGCGAAGGCGCUCUCCUCCUCUCUCUCCUCUCCGAUCCGAUCCGAUCCGAGUAGGCCGUGUUAGCUGUAUAAAAUGGGUCGUGGGGUGAGCAGCGGAGGAGGUCGAAGUUCAUUGGACUACCUUUUCGGGAGUGGUGAAGCUCCCAAACAACCUGCUCCUGAGAAUACUCCGCCGGUUGAGAAACCGGCUCCUCCGCCACCAGCUGAUCCCAGCAAGCAGAUCCCAGCUGGCGUCCAAGGUAGCCAGGCGAACAACUACUUCCGUGCAGAUGGCCAGAAUACUGGCAAUUUCAUCACGGACCGACCUUCGACAAAGGUGCAUGCUGCUCCUGGCGGUGGCUCCUCCCUUGGCUACCUCUUCGGCGGCAAUUGAUGUAAAUCUUGCUGCUUGACGCAGGAGAAACAUUGUACCGGCAAUGGUGAUUGCCGUUCUCUUAUGUUCCAGAUGAACAAAUGGAUUUUAUUUUCCUAUCAGUAGAAGUGUUUUUUCCAUUGUAUGUUAUGUGACUUCAUUUGGGCAUCAUUCUGUUUGCGCGUUUAUGUGACAGAAACAUCUUAAUUUGUAAGUUGGUUAUGUCGUCUUGGCACUUUUGUCCUGUGUUGAUUUGGGUGUGACAAAUGUCUAUCAUUCUAUGGGGAAGUGCUUCUACUUGGAGAUUAUCUGAUUCAUUGCUUC